AUGUCAGAAAAGACUAUAGACUUUCCAAAACUUGAAUCACUAGAAGAAUACUCAAUCGAAGAGAUUCAAAAUGAGAAAGAUGAAAUUAAGUUGGAACCGUGUUCAGAAGAUGAAGAUUCAGCUUAUAAUCAGGAAUUGGAUCAGGAACGUCCCCAUAAAUGCGACGUUUGUAACAAAUCUUACACAAAACUAAAGCACUUAACAGGUCAUAAAGCCGUUCAUAAUCAAAUAAAAGAGCACCAAUGUACAUAUUGUCCGAAGGCUUUUACAUACAAGGGUACUUUAACAAAGCAUAUCAGAACACAUACCGGUGAAAAACCUUUUGUGUGCACAGCAUGUGACAAAGCAUUCAGUACAAAGAUGAGCUUAAACGAUCAUCUUCGUAUUCAUACCGGGGAACAACCUUACAAAUGCGGUAUUUGUGACAGGGCAUUCAAUAAAAAAGUAAAUUUAAGAAAACAUAAGCUUGUUCAUGCCGGACAACGUCCUCACGCAUGUGAGAUAUGUAAUGCCAGGUUCAGAGAUGCAAGCACAUUAAAAAGACAUAUGUUGACUCAUAGUGAAGAAAGUACCCAUAAAUGUGAAAUUUGUGAUAAAAGUUUCAAAGAAUCGAGACGUCUAGCAAGGCACAUGCUUGUUCAUAGCACAGAAUUCUCUUUUAAAUGUGAAACCUGUGAUCAAACCUUCACUCGACAGGAUAGUUUAAGGAGACACAAGAUUAGGCAUGGAGAAGCCGAUUUCAAAUGUGAAAUAUGUAACAAAGCAUUUGCUGAAGUGAAUUUAUUCAAUGUCCACAUGCGUAGUCAUACUGGAGACCUCCCGCAUAAAUGUUCAAUAUGCAGUCAAGGAUUUGUACAAGAAUCCAGAUUAAAAGAUCAUAUGCAAUGUCACUCAGUAGAAUAG
This is a messenger RNA of Ctenocephalides felis (cat flea), 903 nucleotides long. Its product is annotated as zinc finger protein 525-like. NCBI's taxonomy places the organism in Eukaryota, Metazoa, Arthropoda, Insecta, Siphonaptera, Pulicidae. The transcript has a single exon. Gene Ontology annotation, molecular function: DNA-binding transcription factor activity, RNA polymerase II-specific; RNA polymerase II cis-regulatory region sequence-specific DNA binding. Gene Ontology annotation, biological process: regulation of DNA-templated transcription. Bases 1 to 903 code for a protein of 300 amino acids. The record is from RefSeq and is a predicted model, not a curated record.